AGAGAUUGGGGUAUUUGAGGGUGUCAUGUAGAAAAUGAGAAGACUUAAACUUCAAACGGAAACUCGCAAAUAACUACAUGAAUAUGCUGCAGUGAGAAGGUCUUUUUUUUUUUUUUUUGGCGUUGUUUUGCUUAAAUAUGCAAGGUCUGUUUUGAGAAAAGCAUAAGCCUGGAUGGCGAAAAUAGUUGCUCCAAAACCUGUGUAUAUUGUUAAGCAUUAACAAUGCUGUCCCAGAUGUGUAAGUUAUUGGAAAUACAAUACAAUACAAUACAAAAUCCUACUGAUCCGUGGGUGUGGGUACAAAUUUUUUUUUUUUUUUUUGGUCCAUCAAGGUGUUAUCAAGUGGAUGAUCCAUGUUUUUUAGAAUGGCCUCUACCUUCCUCGGUGUGCAUCUCUCCACUGUAUCCUAACAACUGUAUCAUGGAGAACGUCACACUGAACUUCACCUGUUGCCUUGGGUGGGAUGUAUACAAGUAUUGUUAUGAUAUGACUGAACUUCUUUGGAACAUAAUAAGAGAGUUCAGUCAUAUCAUAACAAUACUUUCCAUUUAUUCCACGUGGGCACACAAAUAUACAUUACCAUACCAUCACAGAAGAACUGUGUGUUGUCAGAUAGGUGGUCCCUCUGCUUAUUAGGGCAGAGGAGACAAUGGUGAUAAAGGGAAACAUCUCAUCACUUUGCUGAUGGACAUUCGAAUAAACACAUAGAAGACAUCAAGAGCUGGGAUUGUAUUUGAUAUGCAUCAUAUUAAAACCAUAAAGUUAAGAUCUGCAGUGAAGUUUUGACACUCAUCUUUUUCUCUCAGGGUGAUUGUGAUCCUAAUUGCAGUCAUAAAUGUUUGUGCAGAGUAGACACUUAUCAGUUUUAUUAUUCUGCGGAAACACAAACAGACAGGAAUAAGAUAUACAUUUAUUUGUGUGCUUUAAAGGGUUCUAGGACAGAUAUUUACUCUUUACUUACAUAUUUAACAUCCUUGUCUUGUUUUUGAUGAUGGAAUCAAAGUUGGAGUAAGAGGAUAAUGUUUUAGUUCCUGUUUGUGUUCAAAAUAACCAAUCAAACGAGAGGAUCAAUCAGAGCCAAUUCCAACCAGGUGAGAUCACAAACUAACCAACCAGGCAAUCCAGUGUCAAAACACUUCUCUGCAGUGAAGUGCUCCCUCAGAUUUAGGCAUCAGCAUGUCCUACAAUGCCAAAUACUCUCCUCUCCGGCGCUCACACAGGUUAACACCUCCUGAGCCAAGUCAUAAAGAGUGUGACGCAGUCAUCAGCUCCAGUAUGAAAGGGCAAACUCUGCUCAGGAAGACAGACAGCGCAGUGCUGUUCAGGUCAGAUGAUCCCCCUGAUGACGGCACCCCGGCUCUGAAGGCUCAGGCCUGGCCGCAGCGAGCUGAGGAAAUGGCAGGAGUGGAGCAACUGCUGAGGAAGUGCCAGAUCAAAAAUAAGCUGGUCAGGGAGUGUUUGGCUGAGUGUCUGGGGGUCUACGUCCUGAUUGUGAGUGAUUUGAGACCUUUAGGGGCACUUUUUCUCGUGCAUAAAUGUGUCAAAAUGAGGCCAAAGAUUAACUCUUCAGAGCGCUGCAGCUUAGGCUUUAUCUCUGCAUCAUAAUGUUUUGAUAGUAGAUGCAGCUUUUUGAUUUCUCUUAAACAGGCAACAAGAAGAGAUAACAGUGCAUUUCUGCUCUAAAACUGAGUUGAAAUUCUUACUUGAUCAGUAAUCUCAGAAUGACGUAUUGCAAAUGCAAAACUUGAACUUUUGUUUUGACACGGCUGGUGCUCCACUGGUAACUGAGGACUUUGGCCUGAAGACAGAAAGAGAGUGACAGUGAGAGAGCAUGACAGUGACUGUGUUUGUGUGUUUUUUUAUCUAUUUGACCGUCUCUCACCUGUCAGGGUCGUUAACAUUUAUGGCCGAUAUCAUAAAGAUGGUUCAUUUGUGAUGAUGUUCAUGGAAAAGAGGAUUAUCCUACAAUGUGCUGGAACUGUUUGAACUUUUUAUAUGAAUAUAAAGUUUAAGGUUUCCGUUUGUAACUCAAAGCUUCAACAGUCGGAUUCUGACAGUCUAAUAAUCUUAUAACUCUGCUGUCUUUGUCUUCUAUACUCUCAGCUGUUUGGAUGUGGCUCUGUCGCCCAGGUGACCACAACUGAAGAAAAGAAAGGACAGUACCUGUCAAUCAACUUGGGUUUCGCUCUGGGAGUAACAUUUGGGGUCUUUGUGUCACGCGGUGUGUCAGGUAGGAAACUGAAUGAAAAUCAGCUGUAAGGAUGUUUAUAUGUUUAUGAACCUGAAUUAAACUCCACAGUUAGAGUGGAGCGUUACGUCGAAAGCGUGACCUCUGGGGGUUAUUUGGAUCAUGGUUUAGGACUAGGAGUUACAAGACCACCAAAAAAUAGUCUGUGGGUGACGAACAUCCUGAUUAAUUCAGCCACUGGGUUGUGCAGAAGAAGAGAGUGUGAAAUUAAAAACAUCAAUUGAUCAAAUUUUUAUUUUCUAGUGUGCAUCAUCACUGUGUAUGGGGAAAUUGUAAUUUUUCUCUUUUACUACACUAUUUAUCCAACUCUUGAUUUUCCAUUUGGCAAAAAGAGUGAAUGAAAAAAGUGUUUUUUAAAGUGUUUUCUGACAGUCUUGAUUGUUUUCCUCACCAAGGUGCUCAUCUGAACCCAGCUGUGUCUCUGAGUUUGUGUGUUUUGGGCAGACAUCCCUGGAUCAAGCUGCCAUUUUUUGUCUUCUUCCAAGUGCUCGGAGCAUUUCUGGGAGCAGCCACAGUCGCUGUGCAAUACUACGGUGGGUUUUACACCGUCUGAGCAAAAUUAAACUGUGAUUUCUUAAGGAACAUUAAGACAGUGGAAUAAAGGAAAUGUUUUUUGUUGUCUGUAAAUUUAAUGAAAAGAUAAAAACAAAGAAUCCCAAUGAUUUCUAACCAAGAAAAACUGGGCAAUUCAGAUUUUGGCAAACAGUAUAUUCAAGGGGAAGUUUUUAUUGCCGUUUAUGGUGUGUUAAGAAUCUGUUGUGUGUUUUUGCAUGUUUGAUUGGAUGUUUGCAGAUGCCAUUCACACGUACGGUGGAGGUGAGCUAACAGUGUCAGGUCCCACCGCUACAGCUGGCAUUUUCUGCACCUACCCAGCUGAAUACUUGACUCUAUUAGGAGGAUUCAUGGAUCAGGUCAGUCACAAAUCCAGAGUUUCCAAAUUGUAGUAUAGCUCGUGAAAUAUUCAGUAUUUUUAUCACCGCUGAAUAAUGGUUAAUAUGUUUGCUCAAGUACCUUUCUGCUGUCCGUUGUCCAGGUGAUAGGCACAGCUGCCCUCCUGCUGUGCGUCCUGGCCCUCGGGGACAAGAAGAACACUUCCGUCCAUGAAGGUCUUCAGCCCAUACUGGUGGGUGGUGUGGUGCUGGUUAUUGGCAUCUCAAUGGGCUGUAACAGCGGCUAUGCCCUCAACCCUGCCAGAGAUUUUGGACCUCGUUUAUUCACAUACGUUGCCGGCUGGGGAGACGAGGUUUUCAAGUUAGUAGAAUUCAUUUUUUAAAGACUGAAAUUUUCUCUUCUUUGUCUGUUGUGAACACAUGAGUUGGAUCUGUUAAUGUGUAACACUUUUGUAUCCGCAGAGCUGGAGGUGGUUGGUGGUGGGUGCCCAUUGUGGCCCCCUGUGUGGGUGCUUUAGUGGGGACUUUAAUCUACCAGCUAAUGGUCGAGGUUCACCAUCCUUCGACUCCAUCUGAGCCGCAGAGUUGGUGUCAGGAGGCCACUGACGGCGAGACGAGUGUGGAGCUUGAAGGGGUGGAGCCUAGCUGUGGAAAACCUACGUAGUGCUCGAGUGGAGCAAAGAACUGUCACACAUUAAAGGCUAUUUAUGGGAUCAAGCUAAGUAGAUCUAUUGUUUGUGUCUGUUUGAUGGAAUAAGUUUUUUUCUGGUCUCAUUUGGAGCUAAAUAUGAACACAGUGGAAGAUUUAAAGGGAUAUUACGGCGUAAAAUUAAUUUAGGGUCAAACAUACCGUAACACCGAGUUAGACUCCCCAUUGAGAGAUGAAUGUUGCCGACCGCUUGCUUCUCUAGUUAUACCAACUUUAGUAACAACCACAGGAUAGCAAUACACAACAGUCUGAGGAGCCAUAAACAAACCUCAACCAAAACGCCACUCUAUAGCCACAAAUAAUGCUCAGAACAGCACCUAACUUCAUCAACAGUACAUAUAGGGUCCUAGCCACAGCACUAGCCACCAAACAUCUUUUUAACUUUGCCUAAUUUCUUUAGCAAAGAGACUAAACACAACUCACCUACUCUCUUCCAGCAGCCGCUUGUUUGUAUCGAGACCUCAGGCCAGUCCAUUACGGACUGCUGCGGGGUGACGCAGCUCAAGGAAGAACAUUUAUGAUCAUUACUUUAUCAUUUCCUUGAAGUCAUAAUCACCAUAUUAAUCAUUUUGCAC
Messenger RNA from Xyrichtys novacula (pearly razorfish), 4422 nucleotides. The record is from the annotation of a GenBank genome assembly. Lineage: Eukaryota; Metazoa; Chordata; Actinopteri; Labriformes; Labridae.